Messenger RNA from Eimeria maxima, 1782 nucleotides. RefSeq lists its product as hypothetical. The transcript has 6 exons. The coding region runs from base 1 to 1782 and encodes 593 amino acids. NCBI's taxonomy places the organism in Eukaryota, Apicomplexa, Conoidasida, Eucoccidiorida, Eimeriidae. The record is from RefSeq and is a predicted model, not a curated record.
AUGGAGGCCCCACAACUGGAGGCUACAACGGAACCGCAGCCGGUGCCAUCCCUGUUGCAGGAGCACUUGCUGCAGAUGUUGCUGAAGCAGAAGGCUGGAGCACGCGUGUUAGAUGCAUCUCGGGAGGGCAUCGCUUCGGCAAGUUUUCUUGUAUGUAAUUUCGCUGCGGCUUUCAUGCACCUCAGCCGUCUGGCUGCUUUAUCAGGUACAGAUUUGUCGCUGCAUAAUCUACAGGAGGCUUACCAAGUUGUGACAGCGCUAGGGUUGGAGCCACUUAGGCUGCUGACCCCUUUUUGGUUCUUCGCCUGCCUCCGGGACUGGCGGGUGUAUGCACCGGAUGCUCAUGUACUCUUCCGCGUCUCAGCAGCGCUAAUCCACACGCAACCGCCCCUGUGGCGCCCCCAACAACCUACGCAGCUGGGGGCUCUUAUGCCCCACCGACAGCGAGUCCUCUUGCUGGGGUUUACAUCGAGGCUUCGCCGCGUCAGACGACCGCGGAAUUUCGCCUACGGGAUCCUAUCCUCGGAUUCAGAAGAAGAACGCAGGGAUGGAGACAGGCCAGAAACAGCUGGCCAUGCCCUUGCAGCACAUGACAGAGAGAUGGCUGUUGCCUGCGUUGAAGCCCUCGGGGGUUCUUGCCUCUCUGCCUAUUCAGUGCUAAAAUUGGUUGAAAAGCGUUCACCAGUGAAUCCGGCGGCGCGAGACGAAGCCGAUGCAGCCAGCUACUCCUCGGAAAGCAUUGGAGUGGACGUUGUCAUUGUGGGUCAGCUCGCAAGGUUGCGAAAAGCAGGCGUUGCGUUCCUGGACAAAGGAGCAAGUCAUUAUGAAGCUGGCACGCAACAAUCGAGGGCAAGUACACAACAAAAGAAAAAAAGACUCGGAGCGAGAGCUGAGGCUGCGUUGUUGUAUAAGCUACAGGAGCUGGGUAUCCCUUGCGUACAUCAUCAGUGGCUGCUUGACUCGUAUUGCUUCGGGCGUGCACCACCGUUUGACGCAUACGUUCUCCCCACCGAGGCGGCUCACCAAAGCGAAGCACCAGCCGGCCCCAGCACUGCGCUUCGGAGGCAGCAUGUGCUGGAAGGCGUGCAGGUGCUUGUGGCGGACGCCGAAGCUGCCCGAGAUCCAGCGUUGCUGCAACUGGAGCGAGCUGAGGUUGCAAGGAAACGAGGCUCUCAAGACUAUGGCUCAGUUCUGUUUGUAAUUAAAAGAGAAGACUUAGCGGGGAUGGUGGACUUGGCAGCUGUAGCUGCCGAAGCUGUUGAGGCAGCAGCCAGCAGCCAGCAGAUGCUCGAAGGCGCGACAACAGGGAGAGCUGCAAGCACCAGAAGCGCCCAACGCCAGCAGCCUCCUCCUCUUCAGCAGGACCCGCAGCAGCAGAAGGUGCGGACGUUGAUUUCGAUGGCGCAGCAACGGGUCCUCCAGCAAUUACCAGCAGCAACGGCCCUGAAGGCGCAGAAACUGUGGGCGGAUGCAGCAAACGUUGCAGGCCAUCUAGCAGCAACCGAUGCAGCAGCAUUCGUCGCUAAGCGCAACGCCACAGCGCUUGCGGAAAUAGGGCCAGUGCCGGAGUUCUGGGCUGACGUCCUUGCCUCCGAUUCGUCUGGCCAUGUGGAGGAUGCUGCUCUUUUAGCUGCGCUGCAAGACUGUGGGGGCGCAGUAAUUUAUGGAGACUUCCCAGUUGUGGCAGAUGCGAAAGAAGCGAGAGCGAUGGGAGCCCUAGAACAGGCGUUGACUCUCUCCUGGGAUAUCCUAGAAGACAAACUCCUCGAGCAGUCCCAUUAA